Cervus elaphus (red deer) is the source of this 1551-nucleotide messenger RNA. It is a transcript of the gene ACP4, whose product is annotated as acid phosphatase 4. NCBI's taxonomy places the organism in Eukaryota, Metazoa, Chordata, Mammalia, Artiodactyla, Cervidae. Gene Ontology annotation, cellular component: postsynaptic membrane; lysosome. Gene Ontology annotation, molecular function: acid phosphatase activity; protein tyrosine phosphatase activity; receptor tyrosine kinase binding. Gene Ontology annotation, biological process: lysosome organization; negative regulation of ERBB4 signaling pathway; peptidyl-tyrosine dephosphorylation involved in inactivation of protein kinase activity. The transcript has 10 exons. The coding region runs from base 1 to 1485 and encodes 494 amino acids. The record is from RefSeq and is a predicted model, not a curated record.
AUGAGCAGGUGGGGCUGCGGCGCAGACAGUGCGCUGAGCUCAGCGUCUGGCUGUGUGGAGAUGGCCGGGCCAGGGUUUCGGGGCCACCCCGCCGGACCUCUCCUGCUGCUGCUGCUGCUGCCCCCGGCCCUGACGGAAGGACCCCUGGUCUUCGUGGCGGUGGUGUUCCGCCAUGGCGACCGGGCCCCGCUGGCCUCCUACCCCACUGACCCGCACAAGGAGGUUGCAUCCACCCUGUGGCCACGUGGCCUGGGCCAGCUGACCGAGGAGGGGGUCCGCCAGCAGCUGGAGCUGGGCCGCUUCCUGAGGAGCCGCUACGAGGACUUUCUGAGCCCCGAGUACCGGCGGGAAGAGGUGUACAUUCGCAGCACAGACUUUGACCGGACACUGGAGAGUGCUCAGGCCAACCUGGCGGGGCUGUUCCCUGAGGCCGCCCCAGGGCGCUCCGAGGCUGCCUGGAGGCCCAUCCCUGUGCACACCGUGCCGGUCACUGAGGACAAGCUGCUGAGGUUCCCUACGCGCAGCUGUCCCCGAUACCGUGAGCUGCUGAGGGAGGCCACGGAGGCCGCUGAGUACCAGACCGCCCUGGAGGGCUGGACGGACUUCUUGACUCGCCUGGAGAACUUCACGGGGCUGUCGCUGGUCGGGGAGCCGCUGCGCAAGGCGUGGAAGGUCCUGGACACUCUGAUUUGCCAGCAAGCCCAUGGUCUUUCCCUCCCAUCCUGGGCCUCCCCAGAUGUCCUGCAGACACUAGCUCAGAUCUCGGCUCUGGAUAUCGGAGCUCACGUCGGACCACCCCAGGCAGCGGAGAAGGCCCAGCUGAGUGGGGGAAUCCUGCUAGAUGCCAUCCUGGCUAACUUCUCCCGGGUGCAGCGCUUGGGGCUGCCACUCAAGAUGGUUAUGUAUUCCGCUCACGACAGCACUCUCCUGGCCCUCCAGGGGGCCCUGGGUCUGUACGACGGGCACACACCGCCUUACGCCGCCUGCCUCGGCUUUGAGUUCCGGCGGCGCUUGGCCGACGCGGACCGCGACGACGCAGACCGCGACCACCCAGGAUUCAAAGUCAGCGGCAGGGAAGGCGAGGAGGGACCAAGGCGCCCCCUCUCUCCCUCCAGGAACGUCACCGUCUCCCUCUUCUACCGCAACGACUCUGCUGGCCUGCCCUUGACUCUCCGCCUCCCCGGGUGCCCAGCCCCCUGCCCACUAAGCCGAUUCCGCCAGCUGACGGCCCCCGCCCGGCCUCCGGCUCACGGGAUCCCCUGCCACGGCUCCCACGAGCCCGCCACCCCCGCAGGUGACGGCCCUCGGCGCUGGGGUGGGAGUGGGGGGCGCCGGUCUCGAGACUCACACCCCCGUGUUCUCCCCGCAGCCACCGUGGUGCCCCUGUUGGCUGGGGCUGUGGCCGUGCUGGCGGCCCUCAGCAUGGGGCUGGGCCUGCUGGCCUGGAGACCUGGCUGCUUGCGGGCCUGGGGGGGCCCCGUGUGAGCCAGGAAACCGGGCACCCCUUCCCCCACAACUGAACCUGGAUCCUAACACAUCUGCUCACCCGCU